AUGAUCUCCUCAACCUUGUUCAGUCUCGCCUCUUUUGCGAGCGCUGCUCUCGCUGCGGCUGACUGCAUUGGUAUCAAUGCUAUUGCUCCUGGCUGCGCUUCACGAGAAACCUUGCAUACUCGUGACUUUUUCUAUAUUGGAGGGCGUUACGUCGCUGGAGCUGCUGGCAAUCUCACGUACGACCAGCUUUAUGUGGAGAAGUUGACCCCUGCAACUGGCGUAAAGCAGAGCAAGCCCAUUGUGCUCUUCCACGGUGGUGGUACGUCUGGAGUGACAUGGCUCAAUACACCCGACAACCGUAAGGGCUUCGCAUCUCACUUUCUGGAUUAUGGCUACCAAGUCUAUAUCGUUGAUCAGACCAGCGUUGGUAGAGGGAGCGCAGAGGACCUCAGUGACUAUGUCAUGCGCAUUGGUUCCACCGCUGAGAUCAGUGAGAAGGGAUUCACUGCUCCUGAACUUACCGAUGCCUAUCCGCAAUCUCAACAGCAUACUCAAUGGCCUGGCUCAGGAGUCAAGGGCGAUCCCAUCUUCGACGCUUUCGAGUCGACAUUCAUCCCACUGACUAGCAAUAUGACUGUCCAAGAACUCUCCAUGAGAGCUUCUGGUUGUCAAUUGCUUUCUCUCAUCGGUCCAUCGUUCCUUAUCUCUCACUCAAUCGGAGCUUUGCAUCCUCUACUUCUCUCCAACGAUUGCCCUUCCUUGGUUGCUGGCAACAUCAAUCUGGAGCCUGGAAACAUACCUUUCCAAUCAUACGUCGGAAAUGCCACCUCCUCUGUUGGCCGCACGUCCGCUCGUCCUUGGGGCAUGACAAACACCAGAGUCUCUUACGAACCUGCCAUCAACAACUCCUCUGAACUCGCCUACAAACUCGUCGGAGAAGACACACCUGCCAAACGCAGCUGCUACAUGCAAACCGGAACGAUCCAUAAGCUUCCCGAAAUUGCCAAAGUCAAGUAUAUUGCUCUUACUGGCAGUGCUAGCCCUCACAUCACAUAUGAGCACUGUGUCAUUGAUUUCCUGCAACAAGCUGGUGUUGCCGCUGAAUGGAUCAAGCUUGCCGAUAAGGGUAUAACUGGCAACGGCCACUUUGGCUAUCUCGAGAAAAACAGUCCUCAGAUUGCUGGUGUCGUUCAUGAAUGGAUACAAGCUAAUUGCUGA
Molecule: messenger RNA, 1158 nt
Organism: Aureobasidium melanogenum CBS 110374
Lineage: Eukaryota; Fungi; Ascomycota; Dothideomycetes; Dothideales; Saccotheciaceae
Product: alpha/beta-hydrolase
Exons: 2
Coding region: 1-1158 (385 amino acids)
Source: RefSeq, a predicted model, not a curated record